CAGUGGCUCCUCUGCCAGUUGGAGUGAAACUUGUCUCCGGUUGGAGCGGAGCUCCGUCAGGACCCGGCGGCUUGUUUAGUUCCUCCUCCCGGACCGAGAGAGCGAGAUGCGGCGCAAAGAGAAGAGGCUGCUACAGGUCACCGGGCUGCUGCUCGCUGCGGCACUUUUCUUCCCGAACGUCGGUCUGUGGUCUUUGUACCGGGACCGAGUGCUGGACAGCGGCUUGGCGGGCUCAGCCGACGGACAGAACCGGAUCUCAGCGCUCCUUCAGGGGUUCAACCAGAAGGUGGUUCAGGUAGGAGUUGACGGCGUGCGACGAGUCGACUGGCACGACUAUGAAACAAUAAGGAGAGACGCUGCCCGGAUCGGUAAUGGUGAACAGGGGAAGCCGUUCCCUCUGACCGAAACUGACCGGGUCGACCAGGCCUACAGGGAAAACGGCUUCAACAUUUAUGUCAGCAACCGGAUCUCUCUGAACCGCUCCUUGCCUGACAUCCGUCAUGAAAACUGCAAACAGACGCUGUAUGCAGAGAAGCUGCCCAACACCAGCAUAAUUAUCCCGUUUCAUAACGAGGGCUGGUCCUCCCUACUGAGGACGGUUCACAGCGUGAUCAACCGCUCUCCUCCAGAGCUCAUUGCAGAAAUCAUCCUGGUUGACGACUUCAGCGACAAAGAGCACCUUAAGGUGGCCCUGGAGGAUUACCUGAUGAGAAUCCCCAAGGUUCGCAUCCUGAGGACUAAAAAGAGGGAGGGUCUGAUCAGGACUCGGCUGCUGGGAGCCACCGCCGCUAAAGGGGAGGUCAUCACCUUCCUGGACUCUCACUGCGAGGCCAACGUCAACUGGCUGCCUCCUCUGUUGGACCGAAUUGCCCAGAACCGGAAGACCAUUGUCUGUCCCAUGAUAGAUGUCAUCGAUCACGACCACUUCGGGUACGACACACAGGCGGGAGACGCCAUGCGAGGGGCCUUUGAUUGGGAAAUGUACUACAAACGGAUCCCCAUCCCUCCUGAGAUGAAGAGGAAUGACCCUACUGAGCCUUUUGAAUCUCCAGUGAUGGCAGGCGGAUUGUUUGCUGUGGACAGGAAGUGGUUCUGGGAACUGGGAGGAUACGACACGGGGCUGGAAAUAUGGGGAGGAGAACAGUAUGAGAUCUCAUUCAAGGUGUGGAUGUGCGGUGGUCGGAUGGAGGACAUCCCGUGCUCCAGGGUGGGGCAUAUCUACAGAAAAUACGUUCCCUACAAGAUUCCCGGUGGGAUCAGUUUGGCAAAGAACCUCAAACGCGUGGCAGAGGUGUGGAUGGACGAGUAUGCGGAAUAUGUCUACCAGCAUCGGCCCGAGUACCGCCACCUUUCGGCAGGCGACAUGACGGCACAGAAGGAGUUGCGGAGCCGACUGAGCUGCAAGAACUUCCGGUGGUUCAUGAGCGAGGUGGCCUGGGAUCUGCCGAGACAUUACCCACCUGUGGAGCCCCCUGCUGCUGCAUGGGGGGAGAUAAGAAAUGUGGGCAGCGGGAUGUGUAUGGAGAUCAAACAUUUUGUCUCUGGGAGCCCCAUCCGCCUGGAGAGCUGUGUGAAAAGCAGAGGAGAAGUCAGCUGGAGCCACGGACAGGUGUUGACGUUUGGUUGGAGGGAAGAUAUCCGUGUGGGUGAACCCAAUCACACGAGGAAGGUCUGCUUUGAUGCCGUCUCGCACAACAGCCCCGUUACUCUCUAUGACUGCCAUGGCAUGAAGGGGAAUCAGCUUUGGCGAUACAGAAAGGAUAAGACUCUAUACCACCCAGUCAGUAACAGCUGCAUCGACAGCAGUACCAGCGAGCGUCGAGUCUACAUGAACACGUGCGACCCCACCUCUCUGAGCCAGCAGUGGCUGUUUGAGCGAACCAAUGCCACCGUGCUGGAGCACUUCAACCGGGGCAGCGACUGAAGUCAUGGAGCAGCGAGACGAGACAUCUUCCAAGGAGAAGAUCAUCAACGGUGAUCGGCUUUGUUCAAAUAAGACUGGAAGUUCCAAGACAGAAGUUUGCUGCUUCCCGAUCUUUUCCCGUGGUACAGCAGAGAUCCAGCGCCCUGGCUGACAGCUGAAGCGUUGUUCAGACCAAACGCCUCGACACCCAGAAUCCAAUCAUACAGCUCAAGCUUGUGAUGUGGAAGGAGGGUGGGAGGACCGCAGCGAGAUCUGUUUGACCUGCGGGAAACCUGAAAAGCUUUCAGAGACUUUCAAAGACAGCAAACAUUUGCUGAGAGGCACACUCCUUUCAUUAACAGAGUGCAUCUGUCUGCACAGACUGGUGAAUCUGAGGGGUGAUUUGUUCUUUUGCAUUCUUCCGUCUUGUAUUUUUCUAUUGUUGGCAUGUUUUGUCAUCCAUGGUGCUAAACAGCUUUUAAAGCAGAAACUGAAAAAUUGAUUCCCUCCUGCCCAGUGAAUCAACACAUCCUUUUUUAAAGGAGCGACAUGUCUUUUUUUUUUCAUCUCUACAGUAGAAAUGUAGUUGUUUUCUAUUAUGUAAUAAAGAACCCAAAUCAGAGACAUAGAA
This is a messenger RNA of Fundulus heteroclitus (mummichog), 2534 nucleotides long. RefSeq names its product polypeptide N-acetylgalactosaminyltransferase 10. NCBI's taxonomy places the organism in Eukaryota, Metazoa, Chordata, Actinopteri, Cyprinodontiformes, Fundulidae. Bases 107 to 1924 code for a protein of 605 amino acids. Gene Ontology annotation, cellular component: Golgi apparatus. The transcript has 14 exons. The record is from RefSeq and is a predicted model, not a curated record.